Molecule: messenger RNA, 882 nt
Organism: Cicer arietinum (chickpea)
Lineage: Eukaryota; Viridiplantae; Streptophyta; Magnoliopsida; Fabales; Fabaceae
Product: heavy metal-associated isoprenylated plant protein 39-like
Molecular function (GO): metal ion binding
Source: RefSeq, a predicted model, not a curated record
UUUGCAAAUUUUCAGUCUUGGUACAUCAUCACUUCUUUCGCAUUUGAAAAUAAUUCUCCACUCAAACUUCAUCAUCAACUUGCUCCUCUUGUUAUUUAUUCCUUUGCAAUUGUCCCCAACAAUUCUUACUUAGCUCUAACUAGCUAACACCAAUGAAGAAAGUUGUGUUGAAGGUAGAUUUUUAUAAUGAUAAAAUCAAGCAAAAAAUGAUGAAGACAGCAUCUGGCCUUUUAGGGGUUGAAUCAGUAUCAAUAGAGUUGAAAGAAAAGAAGUUAACUUUAUCAGGAGAUAUUGAUCCAGUAAAGGCAGUGUCGAAACUAAGAAAAGUGUGUCAAACAGAAAUAGUUUCAGUUGGACCUCUAGAAGAAGACAAAAAGUCAACUGAUGUAUCUACUACUCUCAACUCCUUUGAACCAUAUCCUUUCUAUUAUCAUAUGCAACCAUCAGAUUAUAUUCAAGGUUACUACUAUAUUUGAUGUGUAAAAGAAGAAGAAGAGAUUCCUAAUGGAAUACUAAACUUAUAAGAAAAAUGUAUAGUUUGAUAAAAUAUAGAAAUAUAUUUGGCGUACACUCAUAUGUAUACACCUUGAAAGAUAAAAAUAUAAAGAAAGUAGUGUGAUGAAUAUGAUAUGUAGAUAAUGAAAUAGAAAGAGACAGAUUGAGAGAAAGUAAGUUGUUGAAUAGGUGUAGAGAAAUCUAAAGUGAAUAAGUAUCAUUAUUGUAAAAUACAUUGUGGUGUUUUUGUCUGGUACUUAUUUUAAAUUUUUGGCUAUUUGUGAAAUGUAUUAUGAUGUGUUGAGUAUAAAGGCUAAUUGUAGGGUAUUUUUGUGAAAGUAACUAGAUACAUUAUCAGUGUUAAGGUGUUGUGUUGAGCAUUGCCAA